UAUGUAGCUGGUUCCUCAUAGGUUAUAGACCUGAACCAAAAUCCUCUUUUUCUUCUCAAUAAAUAAAAAAAAAAAAAUCCCCUUUUCUAAAUUCUUGAGAUUGGAGACAGAAUCCAUGGAGUUUUAUGCUUAUCCAUCUCAUUCUUUGCCUUCUUCUUCUUCUUUCUCAUUUUCAUUCAGGAAUUUGGCCGAUAAAGUUAAACAAUAUUUCAGCUUUGCAGUUUCUGCUAUUAUUGGAAAUGUAUUCUCUGCAAUCUUCACCUUUUUCUUUGCACUAGUGGGUACUUUAUUAGGAGCUAUGACUGGAGCCUUGAUAGGCCAAGAGACUGAAAGUGGAUUUGUUAGAGGGGCUGCAGUUGGUGCAAUAUCUGGAGCUGUUUUCUCCAUUGAGGUCUUCGAGUCAUCCCUUCUCCUAUGGCAGUCUGAUGAAUCUGGCAUUGGGUGCCUCCUUUAUUUGAUCGAUGUCAUUGCGAGCCUGUUAAGCGGCAGACUUGUUCGUGAGCGGAUUGGUCCUGCUAUGUUAAGUGCAGUGCAAAGUCAGAUGGGAGCUGUUGAAACGACAUUUGAAGAGGUCCCCAACAUAUUUGACACUGGGGGUGCCAAGGGUUUGCCAGGAGAUUCUGUUGAAAAGAUACCAAAGAUUGUGAUCACGGACGAUAACAAUGUCGAUGAUUCUGGCGAGCGAGUUUCUUGUUCCGUCUGCCUUCAGGACUUUCAGAUUGGGGAGACUGUUAGAAGUUUACCUCAUUGUCACCACAUGUUCCACCUACCAUGCAUCGACACAUGGUUGGUGAGGCAUGGAUCUUGUCCAUUGUGCAGAAGGGACCUGUAAACUUUCUGUUCUUGUAAAUUAUACAUUAGUAUAUAGGGUUUCUAUUUAUUCAAUUAAACCCUCAGUUAUACCAUUUUUCCAAACAGCCACAUGUAAUUAGCACGAGUUUGUCACGCUUAGUUCAGUCUUGUACUUGAUCAUCAGUCUUGUAAAAAAAUUUUGAGGUUUAUGAUAGUGAUCUGAUUCCCUAGUGCUUUCUCGUCA
Messenger RNA from Coffea eugenioides, 1036 nucleotides. Its product is annotated as NEP1-interacting protein-like 1. The transcript is spliced from 5 exons. Lineage: Eukaryota; Viridiplantae; Streptophyta; Magnoliopsida; Gentianales; Rubiaceae. The record is from RefSeq and is a predicted model, not a curated record. The coding region runs from base 116 to 832 and encodes 238 amino acids.